Molecule: messenger RNA, 1106 nt
Organism: Danio rerio (zebrafish)
Lineage: Eukaryota; Metazoa; Chordata; Actinopteri; Cypriniformes; Danionidae
Source: RefSeq, a predicted model, not a curated record
UUGAAUGUGUUCAUGAGGAAUACCUCUCAUGUGUAUAUAAGGAGACGUUUAGACCUCAUUUAGAACACAUCAGCUCUGAAAUCUUCAAGCUCUCCAAAACAUCUCCUGAUUCCUUCUGUGAUUGACAAGAAACGUCUAGAAGAAUGAGAAGCCUGAUGUUUCUGCUGGUUCUGGUGCUCUUCUGCUGUGUACAAGAGACUUCAUGUGCUCCAAUUUCAAUAAAUUCAGCAAAAUCAGUCUGCUGUAAAGGGAUCACUCAUAUAAAUAUUCCUCUGAAGCAGAUAAUGUCUUACCAGUGGACCACCAGUACAUGUCCUAUAAAAGCCAUUGUGUUUAAGACAAUUGCAGGCAGAGAGAUCUGUGUAGAUCCUCAGAACACCUUGGUGAACGAACAAGUUGCUAAACUGGACAAAAGAAGAUCAUCUACUACAGCAUUAUCUCCUGAAUCCACAUCUACAAUUGCAGAAACUCCAGCAGCCACAUCUGCUACAGCAUCUUCUUCUGAAUUCACAUCUGCAACAUCCUCUCAAGCAUCCACAUCUGCUACAGCAUCUUCUUCUGAAUUCACAUCUGCAACAUCCUCUCAAGCAUCCACAUCUGCUACAGCAUCUUCUUCUGAAUUCACAUCUGCAACAUCCUCUCAAGCAUCCACAUCUGCUACAGCAUCUUCUUCUGAAUUCACAUCUGCAACAUCCUCUCAAGCAUCCACAUCUGCUACAGCAUCUUCUUCUGAAUUCACAUCUGCAACAUCCUCUCAAGCAUCCACAUCUGCUACAGCAUUGUCUCAUGAAUCCACAUCUGCAAUAUCAUCUCCUGAAUCCACUUCUGUUUCAAAAUCAUCUCCUGAAUCCACAUCUCCAAAAUCACCUCCAGCAUCCACAUCUGCUACAGCAUUAUCUCCUGAAUACACAUCUGCGUCAACAGUAACCUUUACUACAGAGUCUCACAGCACCUCAGAUCAAUCUGCAGUUAUUUGAAAACAUUAAUUUUUAUAUUGCAUAUUCACUCUAUUUCUAAUGUAUAUUUGAACGUCUAAUAUUUUAAAAAUUUGUUAACGCUAAAUGGAAUUUUGUUCAUCUGUUUUAAUAAAACACAAGCAAGCAUCA